AUUGAAAAAUGUGUUCCAAGUUAACGGUUGCCAUUUUGGCUUUGGCUGUAUUGGCGGUGGAAGUUCAUACAGGAAUAUCCCCGCUCAGUAAAGAUUCAACCGAUUCGCUUCAGUUAGUGAUUCUGUUGUUCCGUCAUGGAGGUCGAUCGCCUGCCAUGGGCUAUCCUGCUGAUCCCUACGCAAACUACCCAUGGAUCGGAGGUUUAGGAGCUCUGCAACCGAAAGGUACCGAGCAGACCUUUGAGUUGGGUCAAAACUUGCGCAAGCGCUACGGAUCUCUGCUACCGUCGAAUGGUUUCUACUCGACCCAAAAUGUCUAUGCAGUCAGUAGUAGCGUCGAGAGAUGUAUCAUGUCUGCUCAAUCCAUAUUGGCAGCCUUCUUGCGUCCCGAAUCCGACACCCUGGACAUCCCGAUCCGUUGGCAGCCAACCCCUAUCGUUACCAUUCCGGCCAAGGACGACUACAUUCUUCAACAAUCUCGUUCCUGCAACAAAUUCAACCAAGAGUACGGACGCUUCAUGAUGAGUCCCACUCCCGAGUUCCAACCCCUGAACAACGAGUUCAUCUCUCAGUACGAUUAUCUGUCCAAGCACGCUGGCUACACAGUGAACUCGUGGAUGACCGCUCUCGGAGUCUAUGAUGCGCUUAUCGUGGAGAAUCAAAACGGUUUGGCCCUGCCCGGAUGGUCCAACAGUCUUUCCGGAUAUAGCCGUUCGCGGCUACGGCGGUUUUCUUAGAAGCUUCACCGCUACACCGCUGUUGAAGCAGUUGAAGGGUGGUGCCACCUUUACCGAGUUCCUCAAGAUUAUGAAGUCCAAACAGGCCAAAACACUGAGCCCAGAUCGCUCGAUUUUCUUCUACUCGGGUCACGAUCUGACUCAGGUCAGCCUGCUGGAUAGCAUGGGAAUGCUCGACCAAACUACGGAUCUGCCCGAAUACGCCUCCGCCGUAGCUUUCGAGCUGCACCAAAACCCGUACGUGGCAGGAGGUCUGGAGGUUCGCAUGGUGUACUUCAAGAACUGGACCGUGAAGACUCCGCAACAGCUGUCGAUUCCCGGAUGUGCGGCCCCGUGUGCCUUGAACCAGCUGGAGGCCUCGAUGCAAGCUAUCAUCUUGGACAACUACGAUGCUUCCUGCGCUUGAACUAACCUCAGACAUUUGAUAAAUAAAAUGAAACCUAGAA
Molecule: messenger RNA, 1183 nt
Organism: Uranotaenia lowii
Lineage: Eukaryota; Metazoa; Arthropoda; Insecta; Diptera; Culicidae
Product: lysosomal acid phosphatase-like
Exons: 3
Coding region: 9-737 (242 amino acids)
Biological process (GO): dephosphorylation
Molecular function (GO): phosphatase activity
Source: RefSeq, a predicted model, not a curated record